Messenger RNA from Babesia microti strain RI, 2043 nucleotides. RefSeq names its product kynurenine 3-monooxygenase. Lineage: Eukaryota; Apicomplexa; Aconoidasida; Piroplasmida; Babesiidae. The record is from RefSeq and is a predicted model, not a curated record. Gene Ontology annotation, molecular function: FAD binding. The transcript has 6 exons. Bases 1 to 2043 code for a protein of 680 amino acids.
AUGACAUCAAAAAUAGUGAAAAAUACGGAUGUUUUGAUCGUGGGUGGCGGCCCAGUUGGUACAGUGCUAAAUUUAUUGCUCAACAGAUGUGGCGUCUCAAAUUUGUUAAUUGAGAAGAGGCCGUCAUUGUCGAACAAACCAAGGGCUCAUUAUAUUAGUAAUAGAUCAAUGGAAGUGCUGAGGCACCUGGGUCAUGUUGAUAAGCUAUGCCAAAAGAUAAUACCCCCUCUCGAACAAUGGAGGUAUAUUAGUUAUUUCAAUGAUAUCAUGUCUACUCCUAUAGCAACAAGAGACUGUUUUUCCCAGUAUUAUACGUACAAUACGACAUAUUACGACCCAUAUUCUCCAUCAAAAGUGGGCAAUUUGGGACAAAACAUAUUAUCACUACUGUUAAAUUCACUUAACUCGGAUGACGUUUCUAGGCUUGAAAUGGAUUGUGAAUUCACAAUACCCUUGGAAAUUCGGAAAUCUCUUGGUAAUUACGACUAUAACAACCACAAUGUCCAUUUUGGCACCAAACUUGUUUCCAUUGAAGUAUCAAAUGAUGGAGCGGUUGCCAUUUUAGAUACUGAGAAUGGACAAAGAAAAGUUAAUUGUAAAUAUCUUAUAGGCGCAGAUGGCAUAAGAAGCACUGUAAAAGAUAAAAUUGGCCUAACAGAUAGUUUUUUUGGUCAAUGCAAGAGUUAUUACGUGGCAAUCCACAUUGAGUCAAGGCAAUUGCAAAUGUUGCAUCAAAAAACACCAUCUAUGCUGAAAUUCAUUUGUGGGAAACAAAUUGCAGUGCUUGUUUGGUACCGCGAUUCUGAAUUUGUUUUGCACGUCCCCUGUCUAUCUCAGGAGUUACAAACUAACUUUGAUAUACAAAGAUGCAUUAAAAGUGUUUCAGAUAUUAUAAACGUGAAGUUUAAGAUAAAAAAUUGCACCUACUGGACCCAAAAUAUGUCUAUCACAAGAAAUUUUACUGAUAAAUUCGGUCGUGUUAUUCUUAUUGGCGAUGCUGCGCAUCAACUUAUUCCUUCCGGUGGAUUUGGAAUGAAUUUGGGAAUAAAUGAUGCAUAUUCAUUAUAUUGGCGUCUACAUUAUCUAAUAAAUAACAAUAUAAGUGAUGAUAACCGCAAAAUUCUCAUCAACAAUUAUGCCACAGAACGAUCACUAGUUUCAAAUUAUGCGAUAAAGGUAGCGGCUGAAGUUUACAAUGCCGGUAAAGUGGUGCCUUCAAUAAUGGGAUACAACAUCACACUUGCCAAAAAUUUAGUCACAACUGCAAGUUUAUUUACAUCAACAUAUAACAUUGAUAAACUGCUAAACAUGGGUACCAGAUUUACCAAUUAUAUCACUACAAACCCUUUAAUAGGCAAAAUCAUAAAGCAAAAGGUCAACAGAUAUUUGUGCAAUGAUAAUUGUGCAAUUAGGUUGACAUAUCCUGCAGCAGAUUUAAACUAUCAGCUUAUAUAUCCCAACAUAGAGGAUGUAAAAAGUCAAUAUUCUAUAGCUUCACUGGAUAAUUACUACAAGAUGACGCCCAUUGGAUUAAAAACUCCAAAAUGUGCAUGGAAAGUUGACUCCGGGUGUUUAAUUGGGAGGAGAAUUCCGCAUUUUUGGAUUUAUUAUGAAAUAACACACCUAGGAAAUGAAAGUAAUAUGGAUGCCAAAAAAGUUAUCCGUCUUUCUACAGUUGAUUUUACUAGUAUAUUUAAUGCACCGAAUUUUGUCUAUUUAACCUUCUCGGAAAAUACACAAUUGCGAAUUUCUGGAAUUACUAGCAAAAAUAAUUUGUUGCAAGUCAUUUGGUUUACGGAUCAUCUAGUAAAACAUGAAGAUUAUAUUAGAAUCUUGGACAAUCCCCUACAUAUAUUAAACCCAGGAAAGACUAACGUACUGCUUCAAGAUUUUUCAAAAUCUAAAAUUCAACAUUUAAGGGUAUUCUCUAGCAAAUCAGCACUCGAACAAUUCAAAAUUAUUGCAAACAUUCAUUCGCAUUCAAAUAAUAUAGGCAUCGUUAUUCGCCCAGAUGCCAUUGUUACUGAUAUAUUGUAUAACUAA